Ectocarpus sp. CCAP 1310/34 is the source of this 2538-nucleotide messenger RNA. Lineage: Eukaryota; Phaeophyceae; Ectocarpales; Ectocarpaceae. The record is from the annotation of a GenBank genome assembly.
UGCACAGCAGAGGACAACUUGCAGUAAGCAACAGCUACACAGGCCGUCCGUCGUUUCACCGAGCGCGCCAUCAGCAUGGGAAACCCCUUGCAAGCCACCGCCGACGUUAUCUCCCACGCCUCGGAGUUUGUCCACGACGACCAGUUUCUUUUCUUCGCCUCUGUUUCAAGGGCGUGGAGGGGCGCCUGGCGCGGCCGCCCGACUUUAACCAGAGCCAUCACCCCAGACACCUCGCCGAGCCAGCUGCGGCACAGCGUCGACUGCGGCCUCUCUGGGGGCACCGCAGUAUGCACCGCGAUCGCCUCCUUGGGCAGGCUCGACCUCCUGCGGGCCGCUCGCGCGCUCGGCUUCCAGUGGGACAAGAUGACCUGCUGGAAGGCCGCAGAGGGGGGCCACCUCGACGUGCUCCGCUACGCCCGAGCAAACGGCUGCGGGUGGAACGUCCUGACCUGCGCGGGGGCGGCCAAGGGCGGCCACCUCGAGGUCCUCGCGUGGGCGCGGCAGAACGGCUGCGGCUGGGACGAGUGGACGUGCACAGCGGCGACGAAGGAGGGUCACCUGGAGGUCCUGCAGUGGGCCCGCGCCAACGGGUGCCCCUGGAACGCCUGGACGUGCGCGCAGGCGGCGGCCGGCGGCCACGUUGAGGUGUUGCGGUGGGCCCAUGAAAACGGGUGCCCCUGGGACGAGGAUGUCUGCUGGGCGGCGGCGUGGGGCGGCCACUUGGACGCCCUCGAGUACGCAAGGGCUAACCACUGCCCGUGGAACGAGCGCACGUGUUCGGGAGCGGCGGAGAACGGUCACCUGGAGGUGUUGGUGUGGGCAAGGGAGAACGGGUGUCCCUGGAACGAGAGGACCUGCGUCAACGCCUCGCGGGGGGGGCACGACGACGUGCUUCGAUGGGCCGUCGCUAACGGUUGUGUGUGAAGAGGGUUUCGAGGGGCUGGAGGAGCUAACGGCAGUAGCUGAAGUUGGCGAGGGUGUUCGUUGUACGAUGGGGCUCGAGAUAGAUUGCGAAGAGGGCUGUGUUGUGGGCGCUCUUUGGUCGCUGGAAUGAAUGCUGCAGGAAGCGAGACACAAGACAGUUUUAAGCCAUUCAUAGCCGUCGUGUGCUAAAACAGAGCAGCAAAAUAAAAAUUCCACUCUAACAAGAGCAGACACACGGUCUUCCACCUCCUGUUUUUUAGCACAUUUGAAUGAGCAACCUAUUGGAGUUUUAGGUUUCGUCACGUACCAAGGGCACGUUGCCCUCUUCGAGAGGUGGGCAACACACCGAUGCCCCGGGGGUUGGAUUUCACGGCCGUUUCAUCAAAAGUCUCAACUCCAUGUUUUAAAUCGGCACGGUCAGAGCUGUUUUUUUUCUUUUUUCGGAAGUGAUGAAAGCGCCAGAGGGCGUUCUUCUUUUAUCUUGGCUUGACUGCGAAAUGUCCGGCGCAUGCGGGCACCCUAGGCACGCGGAACUAGAGCUAUGCUGCUGAACGCGCCUCUAACAGAUGCGUAUUGCCGAGGUGUGACCUGUUUUUGUGGAUAUGUUUGCGGUCGCCUCUUGUGCUUUUUACAUCGUUUACGGUCCUCCUGAUGAUGGAUUUGUUCCGGCGUAGCAGCCCUCCCUGUCUGGAAUGCAGGCGACGUCGCGUUUGGUGCAUGUCUUGUUGAUCUACGUGGUAUCAGCGGGGCUCCUGUUUGUUAUAUGGUGCCUGGCACUUUGAAGUAUGGGGGGUGUAGAAAGUUAUUGAGAUUCAGAAACCUAAGAAUGCCUUGCUUCGUAAUUUGGUACACGUGUAGGGGCGCUCCCGUAGGGAAGACACCAACUAUGGCGAUCAAUUUCACUAAUGGUACUGGUAGAGCAGCCCAAAACGAAUGGACCAGACCACCUACACGUGAAUCGCCAUGCUUUUUUUUUUUCGUGAUACGGACAAUGAACCUUGCAUCCUGUCCCCGUUAUUGAAAGAGAUUAUGUUAUUUUUUGUUCGUAAAGAGACCAAUAUUGCAGCAGUGGCCGGGUGUUUUUAUUUUUUACCGUAAGAGAGGAUUGUAGGGAGAUGUGCGCGGCAGAGAGCAUGUAUCGUGACCUCGUGCCGAAAACCGACUCUCUGAUUAAUUUCCUUGAAUUCGCUCCGUGCUCGGGCGUGUUUUUUGGCCUUUUUCGUGCGAUCACGCCUUCAGAGCUUUGCCGAGCGACUCUUAACAUUUUACGUAGAUGACACAGAUUCGCUUCCAAAAACACAAAUCACCCCCGCAUGGUGGCACCCUGGCAAUUAGGUGUACAGAUAGCGCCCGCACUAAGAACCUCAAGUUUCGGCCGAGGCUGGGGUUCUUUGCUGAUCAUCCUCUUGUGGGCUACAAAUGGCCGCAAUAUAGGUUUUAGUGCAGGGGUUCUUAUCCGGGCUCACAAAUGGUGCUCCAGUUCUUAGCUUAUAAUGUCUUGAGUCUCAAUUUCUAAACUGCUAAAUUUUCAAGUGCGGGCGCUAUCAACAUGUAUGUGUUCUGUGGUGGACUUGGCAGCAUGGCACCCUUGUAUUGGUAGCACGAGGUGAUGAA